Messenger RNA from Pogona vitticeps (central bearded dragon), 2899 nucleotides. The record is from RefSeq and is a predicted model, not a curated record. Lineage: Eukaryota; Metazoa; Chordata; Lepidosauria; Squamata; Agamidae.
GGCGUCCCCCCCGCCAGAGAAGGACUUUCUUACACAAUAACAUCUUGGAGGACGCAUUGAUUUCAUAAACUAAGAUAUUGAAGAGAAGAAGAGGAAUUUCCCAGAAGUACCCGGGGCAUCCUGGGCAGAAACCCAAAUUCAAGCAAGAAAACAGAAUUGAAAAAUCAAGUCGGUAGGAAUGGAUGUCAAAUGAAAGAACCCAUGGAAGAGAGAAACCACAUAAAAACAUGUUACCUCAGUAGACAUCAAAUAACUCAAGUAGGAGAGGAACUGUAUCCAAGUAUGGAAUGUGGAAAGAGCUUCAGUCAGAAUAAUCAUCUUAAAUUACAUCAAAGAACUCACACUGGGGAGAAACCAUAUAAAUGCAUGGAAUGUGGGAAAAGCUUUAUUUCAAGUGGUGAACUUAGAUCACAUGAAAGAAUUCACACUGGGGAGAAGCCAUAUCAAUGCAUAGAAUGUGGAAAGAGCUUCAGUCAGAAUAAUCAUCUUAAAUUACAUCAAAGAACUCACACUGGGGAGAAACCACAUAAAUGCAUGGAAUGUGGGAAAAGCUUUAUUUCAAGUGGUGAACUUAGAUCACAUGAAAGAAUUCACACUGGGGAGAAACCAUAUAAAUGCAUGGAAUGUGGAAAAAGCUUCAGUAACAGUAGUAACCUCAGGUUACAUGAAAGAAUUCACACUGGAGAGAAACCACAUAAAUGCAUAGAAUGUGGAAAAAGCUUCAGUAACAGUAGUAACCUCAGGUUACAUGAAAGAAUUCACACUGGAGAGAAACCACAUAAAUGCAUAGAAUGUGGAAAAAGCUUCAGUAACAGUAGUAACCUCAGGUUACAUGAAAGAAUUCACACUGGAGAGAAACCACAUAAAUGCAUAGAAUGUGGAAAAAGCUUCAGUAACAGUAGUAACCUCAGGUUACAUGAAAGAAUUCACACUGGAGAGAAACCACAUAAAUGCAUAGAAUGUGGAAAAAGCUUCAGUAACAGUAGUAACCUCAGGUUACAUGAAAGAAUUCACACUGGAGAGAAACCACAUAAAUGCAUAGAAUGUGGAAAAAACUUUAGUCUGAGUUCUACCCUCCGGUUUCAUCAAAGAAUUCACACUGGAGAGAAACCACAUAAAUGCAUAGAAUGUGGAAAAAGCUUCAGUAACAGUAGUAACCUCAGGUUACAUCAAAGGACUCACACUGGGGAGAAGCCAUAUAAAUGCAUGGAAUGUAGAAAGAGCUUUAGUCGGAUUGGUAACCUUAGGUCACAUCAAAGGACUCACAGUGGGGACAAACCUUAUAAAUGCAUGGAAUGUGGAAUUAGUUUUAGUCAGAGUGGUGAUCUUAGAUUACAUCAAAGGACUCACAUGGGGGAGUAACUGCAUAAAUGCAUGGAAUGUGGAAAAAGCUUCAGUAACAGUAGUAACCUCAGGUUACAUCAAAGGACUCACACUGGGGAGAAGCCAUAUAAAUGCAUGGAAUGUGGAAAGAGCUUUAGUCGGAGUUCUACCCUCAGGUCACAUGAAAGAACUCACACUGGGGAGAAACCACAUAAAUAUAUGGAAUGUGGAAAAAGCUUCAGUAAGGGCAGUAAUCUCUGGUUACACCGAAUAACUCAUACUGGGGUGAAGCCAUAUAAAUGCAUGGAAUGUGGAAAAAGCUUCAGUAACGGCAGUAAUCUCUGGUUACACCAAAUAACUCAUACUGGGGUGAAGCCAUAUAAAUGCAUAGCAUGUGGAAAAGGCUUUAGUCUGAGUUCUGCCCUCAGGUUACAUGAAAGAAUUCACACUGGGGAGAAACCACAUAAAUGCAUGGAAUGUGGAAAGAGCUUCAAUCUGAGUUCUACCCUCAGGUUACAUGAAAGAAUUCACAAUGGAGAGAAACCACAUAAAUGUGUGGAAUGUGGAAAAAGCUUCACUCAGAGUAGUAAUCUUAGGUUACAUCAAAGAAUUCACACUGGGGAGAAACCACACAAAUGCAUGGAAUGUGGAAAGAGCUUUAUUUCAAGUGGUGAACUUAGGUCACAUGAAAGAAUUCACACUGGAGAGAAACCACAUAAAUGCAUGGAAUGUGGAAAGAGCUUCACUAAGAAUGGUCAUCUUAAGAUACAUCAAAUAACACACUGGAGAGAAAUCACUUAAAUGCGUGGAAUGUGGAAAAAGUUUCAGUGAGAAUAGUAAACAGGUUACAUCAAAGAAUUCACACUGGAGAGUAACCACAUAAAUGCAUGAAAUGUGCAAAUGGCUUCAGUGAGAGCAAUAACCUUAAAGGUAAAGGUAAAGGUUCCCUUGACAAUUGUAUCCUGUUGUGUCCGACUACAUCACUGUUUCCAAGCUGUAGAGCCAUUAUUUUUCUGUAGACACUUUGUUUCUACAGACAAAGCUUUAGUCAAGUGUGGUAACCUUAGAUCAGUGGUCAGGGAACAGGGGUAAAUUGCCCUAAAUUGGGUAAAAAUGAAAAUCCUGGGGGUAAUGAGGCAGCAUGACUGUCUUCAUUACCCCCAGGUAUUUUAUUUCUGGUGAUGCUGUGUGCAGGCGGGGAUUCUAUUACAGGGAGAACAAGCCCCAGUGAGGAACUGCACGGGUCACCUGCCUCCCCUCCUCGCCUCCAAAGUGGGGGGAGGACAGUUCACCAGGCCAGCUGGACUCUUUCCCCGACGGAGCCUUGGCCGGGGCUCUCCUUCCUGCCCACACCCACCCGUCUGGUGCGCUGGCGAGGAGGACCCCUCCCUACCAUGCCUCACCUGAGCUUAUGGCCAGUGGACCUGCCAGACCUGUGGCACCCGCCUCCCCUUUCCAAGGAUGUGGUUUCCCAGCAGUGUGGCAGCUCCAGACUGGCUGCCUGGGCGGCAGCCACAAGUCCUGGACGAGCGUGGUGGGGGGUCUCAGCUGUGGACAGCGAGAGCGGAGGGGCAGU